GCAAAAUUUAGUCGAUUCAUCACAACAAGUCAAACAAGUUGCUGUUUAGUUCGUGUUUAUUGCACAAUGAAAUCUGUAUUCUGCACAACGUUCUUUUUGAUUGUGUUAAUUAAAGAAAGUAUUCCAUUGUGCGUUGUGGUCAAAAUCGGGCCACCUAGGCCAAAUUACGGCUAUUGGCCAACCACGGAAGCCAUUCAGUGUCGAAAUGAAGUCAUUUCUUCCGAUUUAGCUGAAAAAGUGCUGAAACUCACUGAAAUGCACCCGUCACAUUCUUUAGAAAUAAUCGACGGAAAUAAUCCUGAAAUACCUGCAGAUGGGUUCAAACUUCUUCGCAGUCUUCCUGCUUUGCGAAUUAACAACGCCAGUGUACGCACUAUCCAACCGGGAGCUUUCAAUGGGUUGAGAUAUUUGAAGCAACUGUCGUUAAAAUACAACAGAAUUGAGGUUCUGAAUGAAAACUGUUUUGAAAACUUGACGAUGUUGACUGAUUUGGAUUUAAGUUUUAAUAAGAUUGUGUCUAUUCACAGCAAAAGUUUCGCUAAUUUAACGAGACUGCGUGUGCUUUUCUUGCAAAAUAAUCUUAUUGCUGAGUUGCCACCUGACUUGUUUAGAGACCAGAAUUACUGGCUACGUGUUGUGGACUUGUCAUUUAACAAGUUGUUAACUGUUAAAAAGCAACUACUUUUUGAUCUUACAGACUUGUACACUAUAUAUUUAAACAACAAUAGAAUAAACCACUUAGAGAGCGACGUGUUUAACACGAAAAAAUUGAAACACAUUCACAUUGAUAAUAAUGAACUGCAAUCGUUGACCAACUUAACUUUGCCAAAUACAGUUGAAUUGUUAAAUGUAAGUCAUAAUUUAAUCAAGUCGAUGAGUUUUUCCAAAUACGUUGUAAUUUCUUUACUUGACUUGAGUGCAAAUGGACUUGCGUCUGCAAACGGUUUGAAGCUUGAAAAUGCAACAAUUAAACAAUUAAACUUGGAUCAAAACAACUUUGGUACAUAUCCAAGUGUAAACCAAACUGCGUUUUUCAGUAAUUUAAUAGCAUUAGAAACUCUUUCUCUCAGUAAUAAUAACUUGCAACAAUUAAGUCGUAACUCAUUCACGCACAAUCAACAUUUAACAAAAUUAAAUCUCACAGGAAAUUCUUUACGUAACGGUGAUUUUUUAAAUUUCCUUCCUAAUUUGCAAUACCUAAAUGUUAGCUUCAACAACUUUGAUUCUAACACAAAUCUCAGUGUUUUAAUAUCCCUGAAAAACCUUGAUUUUAGUUUCAAUAGCUUGGAUCAAAUUCGGUAUAAUUUUCUUGGCGGUUUGAAGUUCUUACAAACGUUAAAUCUGAGUCAUAACAAAAUUUCAAAAAUCAGUAUAGGUUGCUUCAGAGAUUUGCAAAUGCUGUACAUACUUGAUUUAUCAAACAAUGAAAUUUCAUCCUUGGAGCUUGGUGUUUUUGGGGGAUUGACCCGCUUGUCCGAACUCGAUCUGUCCCACAACGGAUUAAUUCAGUUGAACGAAGGAACUUUUCACAACUUCAAAUAUUUGCAUGUUCUUAACUUACGAAAAACUGGUUUGAGUUACACAGUUGUCGAAAACAUAAUGUCGCAUUUUCCUGGACUUAUAAACAUAGAUUUGGCUGAAAAUAACUGGUCUUGCACCCUUUUGAUUAAAUUUGUAAAAAAACAUGCCUCAGUAAGACUUUUAGGUGGAAGGGAUUAUAACACAGCAAAUGUACACGGAGUUGCUUGCAAUGAUCAAGUCGAAGAUACCACGGAAUUAGUAAACACAUCAGAGAAUUUUCCUGAUUUUAGGGUCACAAACACUUUAUUAAUUUUUAUACUGAUAGUUUUAAUCGUACAAUUGGCGUCUAAACAUAUUUCCGUGUUUUGGAAAAGAAAAAAAGGCCAGAAGCAAGAAAGUGAUCAAGAGUUGCGUCUCGUUUCCGAGUGUUAGUGCAAUUUAAAAUAAAUUUAUAUAUAUUCUAAC
Messenger RNA from Tribolium castaneum (red flour beetle), 1986 nucleotides. RefSeq names its product insulin-like growth factor-binding protein complex acid labile subunit. Gene Ontology annotation, cellular component: extracellular matrix. Gene Ontology annotation, molecular function: protein binding. Lineage: Eukaryota; Metazoa; Arthropoda; Insecta; Coleoptera; Tenebrionidae. The record is from RefSeq and is a predicted model, not a curated record. The coding region runs from base 67 to 1953 and encodes 628 amino acids. The transcript is spliced from 2 exons.